AUGUCUCUCUUCCCACGAUUUACUCAGGAGUUUGCUCCCAUCUUCCGACUCUUCGACGAGUACGACCGCCAGGCGUUCCGCGGCCUCGAUCGCGAGUUCAACAGCAUCCGCUCCUUUACGCCAAAGUUCGACGUCAAAGAGACGAACGAUGGCUACGAACUGCACGGCGAACUCCCUGGCGUCGACCAGAAAGACAUCAACAUCGAAUGGACGGACAAUAACACGUUGACCAUUUCCGGCCGCCACGAGCAUGUCCGCGAAGAGGGCCAGCGUCCCCAAGGCUUCAUUGAGAACAGCGAGGCACCCCAACAGAAGAAGCUCGGGCACCAGCCCACCGUCGAAGACGAGUCUACCGAGUCAGCCACCACCAACAACAAGAAGGACUCGCAGGUCGCCAAGCAGUCCGAGCAGCACGAAGUCACAAAGCAAGACGACGCAUCCACAUCCAAGUACUGGGUCUCUGAGCGCUCUGUCGGCGAAUUCCACCGCAGCUUUGCCUUCCCCGCGCGCGUCGAUCAGGACGCUGUCAAGGCGAGCUUGAAGAACGGUAUCUUGAGCAUUGUUGUCCCCAAGGCGCAGGCUCCUCAGUCAAGGAAGAUCAACAUUGAGUAA
Cucurbitaria berberidis CBS 394.84 is the source of this 612-nucleotide messenger RNA. Its product is annotated as putative 30 kDa heat shock protein. Gene Ontology annotation, biological process: response to heat; protein complex oligomerization; response to hydrogen peroxide. The record is from RefSeq and is a predicted model, not a curated record. Lineage: Eukaryota; Fungi; Ascomycota; Dothideomycetes; Pleosporales; Cucurbitariaceae. The transcript has a single exon. The coding region runs from base 1 to 612 and encodes 203 amino acids.